Saccostrea echinata is the source of this 1574-nucleotide messenger RNA. RefSeq names its product protein SHQ1 homolog. The transcript has 14 exons. Gene Ontology annotation, biological process: box H/ACA snoRNP assembly. Bases 30 to 1469 code for a protein of 479 amino acids. NCBI's taxonomy places the organism in Eukaryota, Metazoa, Mollusca, Bivalvia, Ostreida, Ostreidae. Gene Ontology annotation, cellular component: nucleoplasm; cytoplasm. The record is from RefSeq and is a predicted model, not a curated record.
AGUCUACGUUCAACUUCAUAUGAUUGAAAAUGUUGACUCCAGAUUUUCAACUGAAGCAAGAUGCAGAAACUUUGACUAUUAUCAUCAAAGCUCCACAUGCACGGGUAACAGACACAGAGAUCUUCAUUGAAGGAGAUGAAUUCAGAUUUCACUCAAAGCCAUACUUUUUAAGGUUGUCCCUUCCUGGUAACAUUGUAGAGAACGGCCGUGAAAAAGCCCACUAUGACUCAGAUAAAGGUGUGUUCACAAUUGAGGUACCUAAAGAAACAGCAGGAAAAAUGUUUGAAGGACUUGACAUGAUAACCUCACUCCUAACUCCAAAGACACAGAAAAGCAACAAACCCAUUAUAGAAGUCAUUGGGAAUGGCGACAAAGAGGAAGAUAAAUCUCAGGUUGAUGAGGAGAAAGAGGAGGAUUUUGAUUGGUACCUAGAGCAAAAGCCUUAUAAAGAAAAUGAACUCUCAUUGGAUGGUCCAAAAUAUGGAUUUGCCAAUCAGAAGUCUGGAGUAUUUAAAAGAUUGCAGGAUGAAGUUUAUGAUAUAGUAGAUUUGCCUGACCCAGAAAACUGCUCACCAACAGACAGACGGACGAUGAGAGAACAUGCAGAAACAGAAAAGUUUGACCUGGACCAUUACAUAGCUGAUCUGCUUGAUGACGAGAGCAUACAGCAGAUUAUGAAGUACGAGCCUCCGUGGUGUUUUGAGGUGGGGAAAAAAGACACAGCAAAGAAAAUUGAAUUCACAGAUGAAGAACAGCAAAAGAUGAAAAGCUUGCCCAAAAAAGAAUAUUUAUUGGAUGAUGCCAUGGUAACAACAUUGUACUUGGGUUUGAUUGACAUUCUCUUUGGUUACGCCUACAAUGUACGAAUCAAUGAGGGUGAGGAAAAUGUGGAAUCUGGAUGGACUAUCUGCAAACUAAGUGCCACUCUUUCUUGGUUAGAUACCUUCACCAGUGUAGAGGAGGUUUUGAGGUCAUGCAUGAGACGAAGUCUGUGUUUUCCCCUCUACAGACACUGGCAGCUCUCAACAACAGUUCUAAAGGACGUCUACUGUAUUCUGACCUCUGGUAAGAAGCAGAUUUUGAGGUGUCUGUUGGACAUACAUACAAUACUUAAUGGUUCCUAUCCUAGGUACAUCCUUAAUGAUUUAUACAUUACAGACUAUUGUGUAUGGAUACAAAAUGUGAGUGAUAAAAGACUGAGAUCCUUGGCAUCAACAUUGGAAAAGAUUCAGAUAUCAAAGGAAGACUCUGGACUUGAUCUUGUAGCAUUUGAAACUUGUGCACUGGACACUAAAAAUGAUGACACAGAAGAGACACUGGUCAGUUCACUGACAGCUGUCAGUAUCAAGCGGGCUGACAAUGACAGCGAUGAUGAUACUGAUGACAGUACUGAAAGUUAUGACAGUGAAGACGAGGGAGAAAGUGACACUGAAGGAACUGCUCAAAGUGAAAGUAGCAUGAACAAGUGAAAGUUGUACAAACAGCUGUCAAAAUUAUUUACUUUGAAUUAUACAUUAACCUACAGCAAAAUUGCAAAUAUUGCUCAUUUUUGUGGCAAUUUAAAGACAAUUAAA